AUGGUGGCUAAAGGUAGAAAGCAGAGCUCCAAAAGUACCGCUGCGACCCAGGCUGACCGCGACAGGAGCCCGCUACUUGUUCCUCCUGCCGCCGGUAAAAGUACCUUAAGGCGGGCGGGUAGAGAGGGCAAAGCGGCCACAGGCUCCCAUCCUAACGGGCUCUCCGGUAUCAGACACAGGCUCGGGCUAAGUCCGUCUGUAGCGGUGAAGCUUGGAUUCUCUCUGCUUCUUGCUGCUGUAACAGGAUAUCUCCACUGGUACCAUCUCUCACAGCUGUUUGAGAAUGACAGACACUUUUCACACCUGUCAAACCUGGAGAAAGAGAUGGCUUUUCGCACAGAGAUGGGUUUGUACUAUUCCUAUUACAAAACCAUUAUCGAGGCUCCUUCAUUCCUGGAUGGUCUUCACUCCAUCAUGAACGAUCGGCUCACAGAGUAUCCCCUGGUUAUCAACACUCUCAAGAGAUUUAACCUCUAUCCAGAGGUGGUCCUGGCCAGCUGGUACCGUGUGUACACAGGUGUGAUGGGCUACUUAGGUAUUCCCACCAAGAUGUGUUGGUCCAUUAACAGAGGAGAGGGCCUGUCUCCUGUGGACAGCUGUGAAGGAAUGGGCGAUCCAGCGUAUUUCUACGUGGCCUGUGUGUUUUUCCUUAAUGGCCUGAUGAUGAGCCUGUUCUUCAUCUACAGCGUCUACCUCAGUGGCAGUCGUAUGGGCGGCAUUGUAACAACAAUGUGUUUCUUCUUCAAUCAUGGCGAGAGCACCAGAGUGAUGUGGACUCCACCGCUGAGGGAGAGCUUUGCGUAUCCCUUCUUAGUCCUGCAGAUGCUUCUUCUCACCUACAUCCUGAGGACACGGAACCUGAGCAGGACAGCUCUGAUCGCCCUUGGCGUGUCCAAUUUGUGCUUCAUGUUGCCUUGGCAGUUCGCCCAGUUCGUGCUGCUCACUCAGGUGGCUUCUCUGUUUGCGUCCUACAUCCUGGGUUACCUCGGUCCCAGCAAGAUGCAGUCCAUCCUGGUCACACAUAUGAUAACACUUGGAGUCUGUUUCAUCCUGAUGUUUGGAAACGCCAUGCUCCUCACGUCUUUCUACGCCUCCUCACUCAUCUCCAUCUGGGCCAUCGUUGCACUGAGGGAUCAAUUUGCACGUCUUUUCAAACCAGGCAUUGUCAUGUGGGUGAUGCAGGUUGUGGCUUGGGUCGGCUCCACAGUUUUGCUCAAGAUCAUGUUGUCCAACGUCCUUGGUGCCUCAGAUGAUGCUCACAUCAGUGCUCUGAUCAAGUCUAAGUUCACCAGCUACAAAGACUUCCACACUAUGAUGUACACCUGUGCUGCAGAGUUUGACUUCAUGGAGUGGGAGACUCCUCUGCGUUACCUCAAAACACUGUUGCUGCCCAUUAACAUGCUGGUGGUCGCUCUCGUUGUUGGAAGGACACUGCAGGAUAUAAUUUGCUUCCUAAGGGACGGAGGGAAGUCAUCUGGCAAAAAUGAUGGCGAUGAUGAAGCUGCAGGGUCAGAAAUGUCUGCAAAAGGAGAGCUAGUCUACCACAGUCUACAGCUGGUGGCAUUUGCUGUUCUCGCUAUCCUCAUCAUGAGACUGAAGCUGUUCCUGACACCGCACAUGUGCAUCAUGGCCUCACUCAUCUGCUCCAAACAGUUGUUUAGUUGGAUUGGGGAGAAGUCUAAGCACCGAGCUCUGGUGUUUGCGUUAAUGGCCGGCAUGGCUGUGCAGGGAGUGGUCAACCUUCAGGCCCAAUGGGCUAUCAUUGGUGAGUUCAGCAACGUGCCACAGGAGGAGCUGCUGGACUGGAUCCAGGAAAACGCUCAACCUGGUUCUGUUUUUGCGGGGGCCAUGCCCACCAUGGCCAGUGUGAAGCUGUCCACGGGUCGUCCCAUCGUCAACCAUCCACAUUAUGAAGAUGCUGGUCUGAGGGAAAGAACCAAACUGGUUUACUCUAUGUAUAGUCGCAUGUCUGGAGAGACAGUGAAGAGGAACCUGAUGAAGCUGGGAGUGGAUUAUUUCAUCCUGGAGGAUUCUUGGUGCACAAGGAGAACCAGGCCUGGAUGCAGCAUGCCAGAGAUCUGGGACCUAGAAGAUCACCAAAACAUUGGUAAAAUCCCCCUGUGUACCCACAUGUCCAGGAACUCACGACCACACUUCACCACAGUCUUUUCCAAUGAGAUUUACAAAGUUCUUAAAGUUCCAAAAGUGACCAAUGAGCAAAGAUAACACAGCUCUGAUUAGAACCAGUUUGGUUUUUCCUUUCCGAACUUCUACUUUUUUAAGUCACUGUUGGUAAAACAGCUUUCUACUUCCCAGAGGUCAGACCCCUGUCUGCCUUUCCCCUUACUCUAUAACGUGACCUGAGGACAGAGAAAAUGUUGGACCUGCCAAAACAGUCUACAGUGUCUGUUUGCUCUUGGUGGUCACACAGAUCUCAGUAUUAAUUAUUAACGUCCUUAAAGCUGCUUUUUGACAUCGAGCAAUGUCCUGUCAAGUGCAAGACAGAGGUUUCUGCUGCUCUUCAGUUACAUUUCCUUUGAUACAUGCAGCUAGUUUUAAAAGGUUAAAAAGUCAAAUACAGUUCAUCUUAAAGGUGUGGUAUUUCAGCGAGGGCUGUACAUCUAAAUUCCAACAAUUUUGAGUUAAUUCAUUUGUCAUCAACUAAUGUUUUUUAUGCAUUGGAACUAAAACCAUAUCACAAGGUUCAAAUUGAAAACAUUUUAAAAGAUGUACAGCAGUGAUGUAUUAAGAAAGUCAGUGAAAGGCAGAGUACACAGUACAGUACUUUGUCUCAGGCCACCAACUGAGCCAGUGGGGUCAAAACUUCUAUUAUAUUUUAGUUGAUACAUAACCCGAACAACUGUCUUGGGGAUAUGUUCUAUGACAUAUGAGUUUUGAGGUUUCAGGUUGUGAGCUGAUUUACCGUGCAGCAAACCUUUGCAAAAUGUCAGACAGUUACUCACACUGUUUUUUAAUCAUGGUUUCUGCACAUUUUAGAAGAUAUUUGAUUCAAAAGUAAAUCAUUAUAUGGGGCAACGGGGCAAAUAUUUUCAUGUGCAUAGAAGCUUUCUUCUCAUUUGAUUUAACUACAAUAUUUUUUUCAUCCCUGUACUGAGAGCGGUAGUAGUAUUAACUUUACUUCACCCACAGUUUGUAAAUACCCACAGUUUCUUUUUUUAAAAGGAUCAUUGUCUUUUUGUGUAAUUCCUUUUUUGCCAAAGGGAGAAAUGUGUUUCAAUGCCCGGUGUUGUAUUGGAGGAACUGUAGCUAAUUUAAAAUGUGCUCAUUAGCAGCUUUAUAACAGCCAAUCAGAUCACAUUUGUAGCAGCAACUUAAUGGUAGCCAAAGCCAGUUUGUUGACAUGAUAAUGAUCCAAAAGUAUUAUGUUUUUUUCAAAUUUUUCUUACUGCAAAAGCUUGUUCUCCUCUUGCCGUCAGCUUUUUUUUUUUGUUGUUGUUUAAAAUGAUGCUGCUUGAUUCAGGAAAAAAAGAACAGUUCAUAAUUAGACCGAAUGUUUUAUCGCUGCGUUGUAAAUGAGCAUAAACAGUAAGUGUUCCACAGGGCUCUGUGUUCUUGGAAAGAAAUGAUGUUCAUUCUCAAGUUGAAGAGAGGUUUUUAUUGAGGUCCAAUGUGGUACAAAACACUGUGUCUGGCCAAGUUAGUUUUGCUCAAUAUUACAGCCAUCUAUCUGAGAAAGAACACAAACUAGUGAGCUGUGCAAUACUUUUCCAUUUUGUUUCCCAAGUGAGUCAAUUUUUGCUUUAGCAGGGAUGUUAACAUCUAAACAACAAGCAGAAAAUGAAGUAGAAACAUACAUUUACAUAUUCCAAAUUUCGCUGCAUUCUUAUACGUUUGAUUUCUAAGCUGUUUACCUUUAUACUGUUCAUAUGAGGAUAAUAAGUGAUGGAAUCAGUCAAGUGCCCAUUUUCAACAAGUAUUGCACUGUUUUCCUGUCACAGUUGUACAUGUUUUAAAUGUCUUUUAUAAUAUUUGUCUAUUUUGUCUGUAAUUAAGAAAAAUAAAAUAUUUGCAUCAAUACUGUGAA
This is a messenger RNA of Cynoglossus semilaevis (tongue sole), 4045 nucleotides long. RefSeq names its product dpy-19-like 1, like (H. sapiens) (gene dpy19l1l). Gene Ontology annotation, molecular function: mannosyltransferase activity. NCBI's taxonomy places the organism in Eukaryota, Metazoa, Chordata, Actinopteri, Pleuronectiformes, Cynoglossidae. Gene Ontology annotation, cellular component: nuclear inner membrane. The transcript has 22 exons. The record is from RefSeq and is a predicted model, not a curated record. Bases 1 to 2226 code for a protein of 741 amino acids.